GUCAACAUCUUCUUGUGUCUUUCUCAGUCUUGAGAUGGAUCAUCAUGAUAUCAUCUCUUCCAUGCUUCAUCCAGCACAUGACUGGAAGUUGUCGUGGACAGCGUUUCUCGGAGAAGACGUCGCAAAACCUGGACAUCGUUAUCGCGGCAGUCUCUUCGAUCCGAAACUGCUAUUAUUAAGGCUCAGCUUUCAAUGGUCACCAUUGAGAUUGGGGUCACUGAGAUCGAAGAGGCGACCCCUUGAGGAAAGAUGGGGGGAAAACGAAGGGAAAGGGGAGAGCUUUGAAGGGGGUCCCUUCCGUUCAGAGUCAUGAUGACCAUUGAAGGCUGAGCUUUAAUAUUAGAGGUAGCAAAGAGUGUAGGCAGCAACAGAUUUGUAGCUUUGCGGGACCGUCUUCAGGCAGCUGGAGAAUCUAGUAGGAGGGAAGAACAGAUAGCGUUAGAGAAUUCUCCCGCUGCGUUAUUGGGUGCUGGAAGUACACCAGCUCACGCUGACGCUCACCACGAAGAUGUAGAUGGAACAUCAUCAACAAAAACAUCGUCCUCACGACCAUACUGUGAUCUACGCCGUCUCGCAGCAGGCAACACCAAAACACGCUUAUUACGUGCGAGAUACCGAGGACUGCCAGGAGAAGAAGUGUAUGCUUUCCGCACAAGAACGCAUCUGCUCAACAACGCCGAAAACCCAGGCCAAUGGCACAGGGCGAAAAUCAUCGAAGCGAAUAGUGAUUGUGGUCUUGGCAAAGACAACUGUUUGCAGGUUCGAUGGAAAGAUGGA
Amoebophrya sp. A25 is the source of this 777-nucleotide messenger RNA. NCBI's taxonomy places the organism in Eukaryota, Dinophyceae, Syndiniales, Amoebophryaceae. The record is from the annotation of a GenBank genome assembly.